CAGGGGUUUUUCUCGCGUAUUUCAGUGUUUUUAACAUUUAUUUGCACCAAUUGGUUGUUCCUAUCAAUUUCCUAUCAGGAAACCAACUAUUCCACGUAAAUUCCGCAAUCUACUUCAGCGCCUUCAGCGCCUUUUUGACAGCGAGUUUGAGCAGCAAACCAAAACAAUCCCGUCCUGAACAAAACCACAAAAUCCCGUCGAUUUUUCCAAAAAUGGAUCGCAUCGAUUUCACGUCCUCCGAUGAUCGCCGACUCUGGUUGGGUAAUCUGGAUAGUCGCAUAACCGAGUAUCAACUACUGAAAAUCGUGCAAAAAUACGGGAAAAUUGAAAAGUUCGACAUGCUGUUCCAUCGAUCCGGACCGCUAGCGGGCUACCCGCGGGGCUAUGCAUUCGUGACCUACGAAAACCACCAAGAUUCACAGUCCGCCUUGAAGCGACUCGAUGGGAAGGUGGUCGGCGAGAAGACGAUUGUCGUGCGAUGGGCCAAACACGUGAACCGGGACGAUGCGGAUCGUAACAAGCCAAAGAUAGAGAUACCUUGUCUGGCCGGUGGCUCCAAGGGUGGCCCGAAUGGACCGGUCAGCCAACAGACGAAGAUACAGGCGCUCGAGGCGAGACUGAAGAUGUUGGAAAGCCGAUCGGACGAUCUGAUCAUCAACCGAACAGCUACCUCCGAGCGUCCGAUCAUCGAACGCUACCAGUACAACAUUCAUCAACCUCAGCGAACCGAUCCGAAGAUGAAACGGUCGCACCAUCCAACUGGCAGUGGUGGCCGUGGCGGUGGCCACCGGAGUGCUCCCUACAGGAGCAACAAUAGACAUUAGGAACU
This is a messenger RNA of Anopheles aquasalis, 829 nucleotides long. Its product is annotated as probable RNA-binding protein 18. NCBI's taxonomy places the organism in Eukaryota, Metazoa, Arthropoda, Insecta, Diptera, Culicidae. Gene Ontology annotation, molecular function: RNA binding. The record is from RefSeq and is a predicted model, not a curated record.